This is a messenger RNA of Tremella mesenterica DSM 1558, 1884 nucleotides long. RefSeq lists its product as uncharacterized. The record is from RefSeq and is a predicted model, not a curated record. Gene Ontology annotation, biological process: carbohydrate metabolic process. Bases 117 to 1787 code for a protein of 556 amino acids. NCBI's taxonomy places the organism in Eukaryota, Fungi, Basidiomycota, Tremellomycetes, Tremellales, Tremellaceae. The transcript has 8 exons. Gene Ontology annotation, cellular component: cytosol. Gene Ontology annotation, molecular function: phosphoglucomutase activity; magnesium ion binding.
CCUCUUCAACCCUACAACGUUCAAAUCUCCACUUUACAUUCUCUCACACGUUUGCACUUGAAUCUUCAUCUUCUUACUCUCCAACACAAACUUAUCAUCUCGACACAUCAAUCAUCAUGUCGACCAAAGUUAUCACGGUCCCUACUAAACCUUACUCGGGUCAGAAACCUGGUACUUCUGGUUUGAGGAAGAAAGUAAAAGUGUUCCAACAAGAACAUUAUACUGAGAAUUUUGUUCAAGCUAUCUUUACUGCCAUGCCAGGUGGAAGUGAAGGAAAGACUAUUGUAUUGGGAGGUGAUGGACGUUAUUAUUCCCCAGAAGCAGUCCAAAUCAUCCUCCGUAUCGCAGCUGCGAACGGUAUCGCCCACGUCGUCCUGGGACAAGAUGCCAUUCUUUCCACUCCGGCCGUCUCUGCUUUGAUCCGUUCUCUCAAGACGGACGGAGGUAUCUUGCUCACUGCCUCCCACAAUCCCGGUGGUCCAGAGAAUGACUUUGGGAUCAAGUUUAACAUUUCCAAUGGAGGUCCUGCACCGGAAGAGGUCACGAACAAGAUCUACGCAGUCACAGAGGAGAUCAAGGAAUACAAAUUGGUGGAAUUACCUGAUUUCGACUUCUCCAAAACUGGUGAAUUCACCCACGGCCCACUCAAAAUCACAGUCGUCGAUCCAGUCUCCAACUACAUCACCCUCCUCAAGUCCAUCUUCGACUUUGACAUGAUCAAAAAUUGGCUUCAUAACACUUCGCCAAAACCUACUGUUCUAUUCGACGCAAUGAACGGUGUGACUGGACCUUAUGGUCGUGCAAUCUUCGUCGAAGAACUCGGUUUGUCCGAAUCGUCUAUCCAGAACUGUAUCCCCAAACCGGACUUUGGAGGUGGACAUCCUGAUCCCAACUUGACUUACGCACAUGAAUUAGUGGAGAGGGUUGAGAAAGAGAAUAUCGAAUUUGGUGCUGCUAGUGAUGGUGAUGGGGAUAGAAACAUGAUUUACGGUAAAGGAGCAUUCGUCACUCCCAGUGACAGUGUGGCCAUUAUUGCCGAUUGGGCGGAAAAGGCCAUUCCUUAUUUCAAGGGAGGAGUCAAAGGGUUGGCAAGGAGUAUGCCAACUAGUGGAGCGAUCGAUCUGGUAGCUAAAGAGAAGGGUCUCGAAUGUUUCGAAGUGCCAACGGGAUGGAAAUUCUUUGGAAACCUUAUGGAUGCUGGAAGACUUUCAAUCUGCGGUGAAGAGUCUUUCGGGACUGGUUCCGACCAUAUAAGAGAGAAAGAUGGUGUUUGGGCCAUUGUCGCUUGGUUGUCUGUUGUAGCUGCUGCUAACAAGGAACAACCCGGUGCGGGGAUUCAUGAUGUCAUGAUGAUGCAUUGGAAGAAAUAUGGAAGGUCUUUCUUCUCUCGAUACGACUACGAAGAAGUUGAUUCAGACGGUGCCAAUAAAAUGAUGGAACAUCUCCGUACCACCUUUUCCUCCUCUUCCUUCGUCGGUACUUCCCUAGGAGGUUUCAAAGUGGCUCUCGCCGAUGAUUUCUCUUACAAAGACCCAAUCGACGGAUCAGUUUCGUCGAAACAAGGAUUAUACAUCAAGUUCGUAGAUGGAAGUAGGAUCAUUUUCCGUCUUUCCGGUACUGGUUCCAGUGGAGCUACUGUGAGGUUGUACGUUGAGAAAUAUAGUAAAGAUGAGAAUGAGUAUGGUAAAGAUGCUCAGGAUGGUUUGAAACCUUUGAUCAGCGUCGCUUUGGAGGUUAGCAAGUUGAACGGGUUUACAGGAAGGGAAAAACCUACUGUCAUCACUUGAUAAAUUAUCAGGAAGUGAUGGUGAAGGAAAGCAAGGAAGAUUGAGAAGCUUGUCAUAUACAAAUCAACUUUGAUGCAACGAAUGUCGAAACAUAUUC